Trypanosoma rangeli is the source of this 798-nucleotide messenger RNA. RefSeq lists its product as uncharacterized. The coding region runs from base 1 to 798 and encodes 265 amino acids. The record is from RefSeq and is a predicted model, not a curated record. NCBI's taxonomy places the organism in Eukaryota, Euglenozoa, Kinetoplastea, Trypanosomatida, Trypanosomatidae. The transcript has a single exon.
AUGUACGGGGAUCGAACCUUUUCUAGCAAAAAUGCUUCUCCUUUGGUUGAAUUCAUUAAGAUACUUCGCAACCAAAGGAAAAACGAGGAGAAAAGAGUAUUUCCAAGGCGUUACAAUGGCCGGCUGGUGGAAGUUUCGGUGCCAAUAAUAAAAACAGAUUUUUUUCCCCUGGAGUGGGAAAUCACGGAGGCGGUGAACACUUUAAUCGAUGAACCCAAACCCAAUAAUCUUGUGAGGCCGAAAAGAAGACGCAGUUUAUCUAUGAACGAUUUUAAGCAAGUGAAAUUUAUGCGAUCGCCCUUUGCGUGUGAGCUUUUAACAAAAUCUUCAAAGGGUAUGUAUAGUUCCACCUACGUGGACAUUGAACUAACAACUCUUGGUCUGGAACCCUUGGUCCGGGAUAUUCCUGUCAGUCGAAAGGAAGCAAAGUCAUUGAUAGGUCUUUCAUGUUGUUAUUUGAGAUUGGGUACCGCACUUGUGGUAAGUGGUUGCAUUGUUGAGGUGAAUAGCACGGACUCUACAGCACAAAUAGUUCCGGAGAAGGGAUUAUGUCUUGACGUGGAGUGGGUAAGUUUAAAAAAGCUUUACCGCAUCCCUGAAGAUAUUACGGAGGUGAGGAAAAUCGUCUCGGAAAGAGUUUACGCUGUGCUUCAGCGCGAGUCAGAAGAUUCAGCGAUAACGGGUCUAAAUGAGUCACCCACAAUGGAACAAUGGGAAGAACUUCCACGGUCAGAGUCUCAAAGCGAUGUUGUGAUAGAAGAAAGGGAGGAUAGAUGCGGAGCUGUUCAGAGUGAAUAA